This is a messenger RNA of Neltuma alba, 1157 nucleotides long. RefSeq names its product hevamine-A-like. Bases 5 to 994 code for a protein of 329 amino acids. NCBI's taxonomy places the organism in Eukaryota, Viridiplantae, Streptophyta, Magnoliopsida, Fabales, Fabaceae. Gene Ontology annotation, cellular component: extracellular region. The transcript has a single exon. Gene Ontology annotation, molecular function: chitinase activity. The record is from RefSeq and is a predicted model, not a curated record. Gene Ontology annotation, biological process: carbohydrate metabolic process.
UUUCAUGUCUUACAAAACACAAGCUCUGGUCCUCCUCCUUUCGCCCUUAUUGCUGCUCUCUCACUUGAGCUCAUCCCAAGGCUGCCCAAUUGUCACCUACUGGGGACAGAAUGUGAACGAAGGAGAGUUGAGCACAGCAUGCGACACCGGAAAGUACGAGAUCAUCAACAUAGCAUUCAUGAACACAUUCGGCAAUGGGCAAACUCCAAAUAUAGACCUCUCAGGACAUUGCUCUGAGUCUUGGGGUGUCCCUUGCACUAAAUAUGCCUCCCAAAUAGCCUAUUGCCAAGGCCUAGGCAUCAAAAUCUUCCUUUCUCUCGGAGGAGCCUCUGGUCAAUAUGGCCUUUCCUCAGCCCAAGACGCCCAGGAGUUUGCACAACACCUCUGGACCUACUACCUCAGUGGCCAAAGCGCAGGUCUCCUCGGAAACGUGACCUUAGAUGGCAUUGAUUUUGACAUCGAAGCUGGUUCAAACUUGUACUGGGAUGUCCUUCUUAAAGAUCUUUACACUUAUAAGGAAGUAAAGACCUUUUAUUUAUCAGCAGCACCACAAUGUCCAAUCCCAGAUUACUACUUAGACACCGCCAUCAGAACUGGCCUCUUUGACUACAUCUGGGUCCAGUUCUACAACAACCCUCCCUGCGAAUACACAGAUGGGGAUACUCAGAAACUUAUAAGUUCAUGGAACCAGUGGACGACCACCUUCAACGCCACCAAGUUCUAUGUCGGCCUCCCGGCGUCUCCCGCUGCAAAUGGUAGUGCCGGUGGUUAUGUCCCGAUCGAUGUGCUCAACAACGAGAUUCUUCCGCAGGUAGAAACCUCUCCCAAGUUUGGUGGGGUUAUGUUAUGGAGUAGGUACUAUGAUUAUCUAUCUGGGUACAGCGGUAAAAUCAACUGUACUGCCCCUGCAGCUCUUAAGGUUGUCCGUGCGCCGUUGGUUGCCAUGAUGAAAUCUGCGUCGGAGGUUCUGUAUCGCCUUUUAUCGCAGUACUAGACUGUGACUCCAACCUCUCUAGCCACUAUGUCAUGUAUGGAAUCAAUUGUCCGAGGCUAGUGCCUUUCUUCCAUGUUAAGUGAUGAAAGCCUGAUUCUAGUCAGGUUAUCAUCAAUGAGAAAUAAAAACUUUAAUAAUUUAGUACGUGAUACUGUUCUUUUAA